Molecule: messenger RNA, 2067 nt
Organism: Brettanomyces nanus
Lineage: Eukaryota; Fungi; Ascomycota; Pichiomycetes; Pichiales; Pichiaceae
Exons: 1
Coding region: 1-2067 (688 amino acids)
Biological process (GO): DNA replication initiation
Cellular component (GO): nucleolus
Molecular function (GO): chromatin binding
Source: RefSeq, a predicted model, not a curated record
AUGGGAAAACGAGUUAAAAGAUCAGUAGAAUUGAGACAGAAUAAAAGACGGAAGCAGGGGGAUUCUCAGCUUAGAGGUAGUUUGUUCAACAAAAUGGAUGGGGAGCUUGAAGAAGAGGAUGAUGGAGUGGUAGAAGAAGAGGAGAUUGCCGAUUAUGAGGCUAAGCCAAGACGUUUUGACGAUCAGAAUGAGGAUUUGGUUGAGGGAUUACCUGUUAGAAGUUCAGAUGGAACAAUUCAUAGGGUUGUUAUGAAAAAAGAGGAGAGAAAAACCAAGAGACUUCAGGAUGAGGAGCAGAAGGAGCUCGAAGAAGAACAAGAGCAAGAACAGGAAGAGCGAGAACAAGAAGAACAAGCUAGCAAAGAAGAUGGUAAGAAUUCUGUCUUUGACGAAUCAAAUGAUGAGAAGUAUAAAGAUCUUAGUGCUGCCGAAAUGGUUCUCAAAAUAAAGGAGGAUCUUGCCGACAUGGCCCAAAGUAUGAUUGAGGAUCCGGAGGAGAACGUUAUGUUGAUGAGUAGGGUGUUGACUAUGAUGACGUCCAAAAAUCCUAUAAUAGCCAAGCUUUCUCUUCUUUCUUUGGUUCCUGUGUUCAAGAGUAUAUCGCCAUCCUAUAGAAUAAGGCCUCUUACCGAAGCAGAAAGGAAGGAGAAAAUGUCGAAAGAUGUGCAGAGAACGAGAUUCUUUGAGCAAAAUUUAGUGAGCUACUAUCAAAAAUACUUGAAGUUUCUCGCUCGUAAAGCUUCUGUGGUAAUCAACUCUCCAAGAGCAAGUAAUCUUGAUAAGCAGAUGGGAAUCGUGGCUACUAGGGCAGCCUGUGAGUUGACAGAAUCGUUGAGGUUCUUUAAUUUUCGUUCCGACCUUUUCAAACUGUUGAUAAGACGUGUUAUGAGGAAGCCUUCUAGUGAAUCCGAGCAUGAUGCAUUCAGAAGGUGUAUUAGUACCUUGGAGGGAUUGUUGGUAGAAGAUUUUGAGUCCGGUGACGUCUCCUUCGAUAUAGUGAGGAUUGUAUGCAGAUCCAUUAGACAUAGAGAUUUUAAAGUUGAUGAGAGUGUUGUCAACAUCUUUUUAUCUCUAACGGUUUUGAGCGACUAUGAUCCAUUACGGAAAGAGGACGAAAAAGAAGAGGAAGCCAAGAUGAGAAAGAAAGAUCGUGUAUACUUGACCAGGAAGCAGCGAGCGCAGUUGAAAGAGCGCAAGCUGAUUGAGAAAGAAUGGGACCAGGCAGAGCAGAAGGUGACUUCUCAGCAAAGAGAGAGAUUCCAAGCUCAGAUUCUUAAGCUACUACUCACUUUGUACCUUGAAAUCUUAAGGGGAAGACCGGAGAAAUUAAUGGCCCCAGUUUUGGAGGGUCUAGCUAAAUAUGGGCAUCAGGUUAACUUAGACUUGAUGGGUGAUUUCUUACAGGUCCUUAGAGAGAUUUCUGAGGACUUGUUAACCAACCAGAUGUCUGGAAAGGGCAUCACUGGUAAUCAGAUGAGGCAGGUGCUUCUAUGUAUUAUCACCUCAUUCUCCUUGGUUUCGUACAUGCCUCCGAAAAAGGUCCACCUAGACCUUAACAAAUUUGUCGACUACCUUUACUCCUUGCUUCCUAUGUUAUCUCAGGAUGCAGAUAUAGAGUUCUCUCAUAAGACACUUAGACUUAUGGACCCCCUCUCAACACAGCUACAAAUGAAGCCUUCUGUCAACGUCUCGACAGAGGCUGAGUUGUUACUCAGAUGUGCCGAUGCCAUUUUUCUUAGCUCUCGUUCCGGUUCAGAAGCUCGUGCUUUGGCUUUCACCAAGAGAUUUUACUUGGACAUGCUUAAUUUUCCUGAAAAGACUUCUAUCGCCAUCUUAAAGUUCAUAGAUAAACUCAUGUCACGAUACGAUGAGAUCAAAUGUUUAUAUACCACGGAAGACCGUAUUCAGAAUGGUGUGUACCAUUCCUACGCGGAUUCUGUUGAAAGAGCCAAUACCGAAGUGGCUGUCCUCUGGGAAAAUGUUUUACUUGAAAAGCACUACAAUCCAACGGUGUCUAUGGCUGCUAAGGCUCUUCUCAAAAGGGCAAAGGCUAGAAAUGCCAUAUAA